CAGUUAGUAACUUCCUUAAGGGUUAGUAAGACCAGGAUAACCCAAGCCAAGCACUGAGUGGCUUAUUUUCCCUUAGGGUCCCGUCGCAGGAUGCCACCAACAACAGUCUAGUGACUCCUGGUUGACUUUUUUACUGCAAGAAUACUAAGAGCAGCAGAUGAACCAUGCGUAAGGAUUUAUCAGAGUUUGAGUUGUUCUUUCUGACCACCAAGGACUACCAGGAUACCAUGACUCUCCUGCACCACCUGCCCUCCAGGAUACCUCUGUGCCAGGCAGCUGGGCAGAUCACAACGAGGUCAUUAGGAGAGCCAUUUGAGCAAGACAUUCGAGAGUGCUUGGCAUCAGGUGUGUCUGUAGGUGCCAGACACAAGGUGACCCAGAUGCUGGUUGGGGUUGUGCUCAACAAGACCUUCAACCUGGAAGUUCUCGGCAAGAUUUCUUCAAUGGAUAAUUUGAGUGCGCUUUACCGUGUUUUGGAGAAGCUCUACGAUGGUGUCACUGUAUUUGAAGAGAUUGACGCCCACAGAAUGCUCUACUUAAUUUUCCUCUGUGUCCAUGAAGAUGUUGGAAAUCGUGGCCUCGGAGGAAGACUUUUACAGAAAACUGUGUCACUUGGGGCAGAGCGUGGAUACCAAGCAGUGAUCCUGGAGGCGGCUAACAGUCUCACAGCCAAGAUCUGCACUCGUCUUGAAUUUGAGACUCUGAAAACCCUCGAUCUGACCACCUUGUAUGAUUACCUUGGUCUUGAAAACUCCAUUACAUCUGGUGAAACGGACUUCAAGCUCAUGCUAAAACGUCUUCCAAACAACAUUAAAACUGUGAAAUGUUAAAUCAUCAUUAUUUGCACUGAUAUAUAUUAUUAUUAUAAUCAUAACUAAACCCACAAGGGUUAUACAGAACUGUACAUUGAUAUAUGCACAUACUGCACUCCAUGGGAAGUGGAGAGGAAUCCCUCCUCCAUAAGCCAUGAGUGUUGUAAGAGAUGACUAAAAUGCCGGGAGCAAGGGGCUAGUAACCCCUUCUCCGUAUAAAUUACUAAAUUUAAAAGAGAAACUUUCGUUUUUCUUUUUGGGCCACCCUGCCUUGGUGGGAUACGGCCGGUGUGUUGAAAGAAAGAAGAAAAAGAAAACUAUCGUUUUUCAUUUUAGCUGUGCCUUGGUGGGAUACGGCCAGUACACAAAAAACAAAAAUACAUGCUGCACUAUACAGCCUCUCCUCACUUAGCGACGUACUCAUUUACCGACGACUCAGACUUACGAUGGGCUCUCUGACCAUUAUUACAAUAUACAGUACACUACUGUAUAAACGUUUAAAAAUACAGUAUACCAGAAAUGUUAUAAAUGGUGCAAAGGUGACAUUAAAAUAAUAUCAAAGAUGGCUGACACAAACCCACUACCAUUAGAAUAUGCCCCUCAGUGACGAAUUCACUUACUGACAUGGUCUUAGAAACGGAACUCCGUCAUUAAGUGAGGAGAGGCUGUGUAUAUUUUUAUAUUUACAUUUAAGGGUAAGCAGUAGAUCCACAGGGGUCAUACAGUACCUGGGGGAAUGGGAGGCACUCAAGUUCAAUUGAAGGAAGGCAAAGACAGGUCUAACUCAUUGCAUCACGAGCCACUUUCCAGCACUGAGAAACCUUCCUUGAGGGAUGUACACAAACACUAACACCUCUUGGAGUGCAUUAGCCUCAACACAUGCAGAAGCAUUUUAUUUUGGUAAAUCAUUUCGACAUUAAACAAAUAUUUCCUUUAUUUCACUUUACAUUAAUUUCCACUCACUUAUUCCACUAAGAUAUAACACUGAUGGCAAAAUAAAUUUUCAGUAAUAAUGUGCCCCCUCUUACAAAAUAUACAUGCAAGUAUACUGGAAACAUAAUUAUAGUAUUUCCUUGGGAAACUAUGCAGAUAUAAAAAAUAACAAUGCAAAGCACAAUUAUCCAUUCAGACAUUUGACCUCUGCCCUCAGUGUCCUUGACCUCUGAACCUAUUACUCAAAAAGGAACACAUUCUGUACAUGCUCGGCACUGCAAGAUGGAGAGACAAUGUCAGCAUCUGAACCCUGGUAAAAACAGCCUUAAGAUACAUAUUUAAUGUUUAGAGAAAAACUAAAUUCUUAUAUUUAUUUCUUAUUUAACUAAAAUGUUUUAAUCAAAGUUCAGAUGCUGAUGUCAUCACGCCAUUUUGCAAUGCUUCAUAUCUAAGUGGAAAUGAUAAGACAUGCAACGUAUUAUGACAAGUUUUCAGCUAACACAAAGAUUCACAUAUACACACACACAUCUGUGUUGAUGCUACCCAUUAGUCAUAUUUACCCAAGAGGAGAAGAUAAAACCUGUAAAUCUCAUCAAUCUUUAAUUUUAAUGUAAAAUCUACUUUUAUGCAUAAAAUAUCCAAACCCUAACAAAA
Messenger RNA from Cherax quadricarinatus, 2399 nucleotides. Its product is annotated as arylalkylamine N-acetyltransferase-like 2. Gene Ontology annotation, molecular function: N-acetyltransferase activity. The record is from RefSeq and is a predicted model, not a curated record. NCBI's taxonomy places the organism in Eukaryota, Metazoa, Arthropoda, Malacostraca, Decapoda, Parastacidae.